Molecule: messenger RNA, 2928 nt
Organism: Morchella importuna
Lineage: Eukaryota; Fungi; Ascomycota; Pezizomycetes; Pezizales; Morchellaceae
Exons: 4
Coding region: 1-2928 (975 amino acids)
Biological process (GO): intracellular protein transport; endoplasmic reticulum to Golgi vesicle-mediated transport; COPII-coated vesicle cargo loading
Cellular component (GO): COPII vesicle coat; endoplasmic reticulum exit site
Molecular function (GO): zinc ion binding; SNARE binding
Source: RefSeq, a predicted model, not a curated record
AUGGCAUCACCUCCCCCGAACCAAGGUCCCGGUGGCCCUUACUACGGAGACCCAAAUCAACAAUACCAAUCUCAACAACCACCACCUCCUCAACAAUACGGCCAGACGCCUGACCCAUAUGCGCAGCAGCAACAGCAAUACGGACAACCCCAGGGAUACCAACUCCCCCCAACUGGAGUUCCCACCCCGCCCCAGGGAGGUUCUAUUCCCCCACCACCCUCUGGUACAACAAGUGGCCAUGGUGGCCGUGGUAGGAGGCGUGGUUAUGCCGAAGAACAAUACGAGUUUGGCGCAGGAGCAAAUUCUGCAGGCACUCCCAGCUCACAGGGCGGAGUCAUGGGAGCUGGAGCUGGGAUGGGGGGGUAUCCAGCGCAUGAUCAAACGCCUCAGUUGUUUUCCCCAAUGGGAGGUCCCGCGCCUUCUAUGGGAGCACAGCCAAGUUACGGUAUGCCUCAAGGUAAUUCUGGGGUUGGCGCAGGAAAUAUUGCUGCUGGUGGGUAUGAGCCACCUGGGGGAGCUCCGGGAAUGGGAGGAGUAACACAGCAAUUUGGACAGAUGGGAUUAGGACAACAAGGUGGUAUUCAAAAGCCUGCGGCGCUCAACUAUCUUUACACGGUUGAUUUGAUGCAACAGCCAUUUAAUGUCGCUGAAUUGGAGUUUCCACCUCCGGAGAUCGUUCUACCUCCUAAUGCAUCGUUGACACCUUCGCCCCAUGCCAAUUGUCCUCCGCAAUAUAUGCGCUCUACCUUAAACGCCGUCCCCACCACACACGGCUUGCUCAAAAAAUCGAAACUCCCAUUUGCACUGAUUAUCCAGCCCUAUACUUCUCUCCACGAUGCCGAGGAUCCGAUCCCGCUGGUGUCUGAUACUGUCAUUUCUCGUUGUCGUCGCUGCAGAUCUUACAUCAACCCAUAUGCAACUUUCUUGGACCAUGGGCACCGUUGGCGAUGCAAUAUGUGCAAUCUCACCAACGAUGUCCCUCAAGCUUUUGAUUGGGACCAGGCUGCACAAAAAAAUCUGGAUCGGUGGCAGCGGCCGGAGCUUAACUACAGUGUUGUAGAAUUUAUUGCCCCCCAGGAAUACAUGGUUCGACCACCGCAGCCCUUAGUCUAUCUUUUCCUCCUCGAUGUUGGCUACGGUGCAGUGCAAUGUGGUCUUUUGGCAACGGCUGCCAGAACUAUUCUCGAGAGUCUUGAUAGGAUUCCGAAUGCAGAUAAACGAACACGCCUUGGUUUCAUUGCCGUGGAUAGCUCAUUGCAUUACUUUUCAGUUCCUAGAGACAGCUCGGAUCCCAGCAUGCUAGUUGUAUCUGAUUUGGAAGAACCGUUUUUGCCAAUUCCUGGGGAUCUGCUUGUGCCCUUGGCGGAUUGUAGGGAGGGUAUCGAAAGCUUGUUGAGCAAGCUGCAAGAUAUGUUUGUGAAUACCCAGAAUGGGUCAAGCGCAAUGGGAAGCGCAUUACAAGCCGGCCACAAGUUGAUUUCAGCCAUUGGCGGUAAAAUCGUUGUCUUGACAGCAUCUCUGCCAAAUUUGGGAGCCGGAAAACUUGAGAGCAGAGAGGACAAGAAGCUUCUUGGAACAAGCAAAGAGAGUCAAUUACUGCAAACUGGCAACAGCUUCUAUAAAUCAUUUGCCGUGGAAUGCUCGAAGAACCAGGUUUCCGUCGAUAUGUUCCUCUUUUCAAACAGCUAUCAGGAUGUUGCUUCCUUGAGCAAUCUGCCAAGAUACACCGGUGGACAAACCUGGUUCUACCCAGGAUGGAAUGCUUCUAGAAGCGAGGAUGCCAUCAAGUUUGCGAGAGAAUUUUCAGAUCAUUUGUCUGCGGAGAUUGCUCUCGAGGCUGUCAUGAGAGUCCGGGCGACCACUGGUCUGCGAAUGCAGACAUUUUAUGGAAACUUUUUCAACCGCUCCUCGGAUCUUUGUGCAUUUCCCGCUUUCCCCCGUGAUCAAGGGUAUGUAGUUGAGGUUGCUAUUGACGAAACUCUUGGAAAGCAGUUUGUCUGCAUGCAGACAGCCGUGCUUCAUACUACCUGCAACGGGGAGCGAAGGAUCCGGGUCAUGACCUUAGCUCUGCCUACUACGCAGAACCUGGCAGAUGUCUACGCCUCGGCAGACCAAGUAGCUAUAACCACUUAUUUCAGCCACAAAGCAGUAGAGAAGGCAUUAAGCGGUGGAUUGGAGCAAGCGAGAGAUGCCCUUCAGGCAAAGUUGACAGAGCUCUUGAUCACUUUCAAGAAGGAACUCACUUCUAGCCACGUUGGGGCCGCAACACCUUUGUCGUUUCCUGCCAAUUUGAGGGGACUCGUAGUCUUAUUUCUAGGGUUGAUGAAACAUGUCGGGCUUCGAAAAUCUGCUCAAAUCCCCUCAGACCUCCGUUCAGCCGCUCUUUGUCUCCUUUCAACGUUACCCGCUCCCCUUUUGAUGCAGUACAUUCACCCCAAAUUUUACUCCCUUCAUGACAUGCCGGAUAAUUGUGGUCUCCCAGACUCAACAACUGGUGAAAUCGUCCUUCCACCAGGGAUGAAUCUCUCCUCAGAACGCCUGGCUCCGUAUGGCUGUUAUUUAAUUGAUGACUCUCAGGUUCAAUUCUUGUGGAUCGGCCCUCAAGCCGUUCCCCAGCUGAUUCAGGACGUGUUUGGCCUCCCCUCUGUCGAACAUGUCAAGGUUGGCAAGACCUCUCUUCCCAUAUUAGAGGGACCUGGGUCCGAAUUCAACGAGCGUGUUAGAAAUGUUAUUGCAAAGAGCAGGGACCAUAGCAAAUCGAAACAUGUUGGGUCAAUCACAGUUCCACAUCUUUACGUCGUUCGUGGAGACGGAGAACCUGCCCUUAGAUUGUGGGCCCAGACAAUGUUGAUUGAGGAUAGAGCAGAUCAAAGUGUUGGGUUAGGGCAAUUCUUGUCACAAAUGAGAGAAAAGGUCAAUAAUACGUAG